This is a messenger RNA of Sturnus vulgaris (Common starling), 2451 nucleotides long. Its product is annotated as protocadherin beta-16-like. Gene Ontology annotation, biological process: homophilic cell-cell adhesion. Gene Ontology annotation, cellular component: plasma membrane. Gene Ontology annotation, molecular function: calcium ion binding. NCBI's taxonomy places the organism in Eukaryota, Metazoa, Chordata, Aves, Passeriformes, Sturnidae. The record is from RefSeq and is a predicted model, not a curated record.
AUGAAGCUGAGGAAGAGCGAGGAACCGCUCCCGGAGCGAGCGGUGACUCUGAUCCUUGUCCUCUGCGUCUCGGGGAUGAGAGCAGAAACCGCUCGGUACUCCGUGCCCGAAGAGGCGGAGAGAGGCUCUUUUGUGGCGAAUAUCGCUAAGGAUUUGGGGUUAACCGGUGAGGAAUUAUUGGUUCGUCAGGCUCGAGUCGUUCCUGAAGGAGAAAAGCAGUAUUUACAGCUGAACCAGCACACCGGGGAUUUGGUGGUGAGGGAGCAAAUGGACCGGGAGGAGCUGUGUGGACAGAGCGAGCCCUGCUUGGUGCGUUUUGAGGUGCUGCUGGAGAGCCCAUUGCAGUCCUUCCGAGCCGAGGUAAGACUCACCGACAUAAAUGAUCACGCUCCUGUGUUCCUAAAUAAAGAGAUAAUUUUAAAGAUGCCGGAAUCUGCAAUGCCGGGGACUCGGUUUUUGUUAGAAAGCGCUGACGAUCCAGACGUGGGCAACAAUAGUCUUCAGCAUUAUAGUAUCAGCUCGAACGAGUAUUUCCAUGUGUACACCCAGCGGCGGAAUGACGGCGGGAGGUACGCCGAGCUGGUGUUGGAUCGCGCCCUGGACCGGGAGCAGCAGGCAGAAGUUGCUUUUAGCAUCACGGCUGUGGAUGGUGGAACUCCACCGCAGUCUGGCACAGCUUUAAUCCGCGUGAUAGUCUUGGAUGUAAACGACAACAUCCCGAUAUUUACCCAGACUCUGUAUAGAGUCUCUGUAAAGGAAAAUAGCUCCCAGGAUACCAUAGUGGUGGUAGUGUCUGCUAGCGAUUUAGACGCAGGGACGAAUGGGGAAAUAGUGUACUCCAUAUUUCGAAAUUCAGAGGAUAAUCUCAAAACGUUUAAAAUAAACCCAGAGACAGGCCAGAUUCGACUCAAAAAGCCUUUGGAUUAUGAAGAAAAACCGACCUAUGAGAUAGACGUCCAAGCCACAGAUGGAGGGGGCCUCUCCACGCAUUGCAAGGUGGAGGUGCAGGUGAAGGACGUGAACGAUAAUGACCCCGAGGUGAUCAUCACCUCGCUCACCAGCACCCUCUCCGAAGCCGCCCCGCCCAACACCGUGGUGGCCCUCUUCAACGUGAGGGACCGGGACUCGGGGGACAAUGGCAGGACGACCUGCGAGCUGACAGGGGAGCAACCCUUCAGGAUCACGUUGCUGGCAGCCGACUCGUACGCGCUGGUGACAUCAGAGACGCUGGACCGGGAGCAGGUGGAGGAAUACAACGUGACGGUGCGAGCUCGCGACGAGGGCACCCCCGCCCUCUCAACAUCCAAGACCCUGCUCGUGCGGCUCUUGGAUGUGAACGACAACGCACCCACCUUCACCCAGCCCAUUUACACCAUGGUGAUGAGCGAAAACGAGCCUGCAGGGAGGAUCCUGGGCCGCCUCAGUGCCACGGACCCUGACGCGGGAGAAAACGCCCGAGUGAAAUACGCGCUAGUGCCGCCACCGACAGGCUCCCUCGCCGCGGCAUCAUUCGUGUCCGUGGACGCAGAGAGUGGAAUCGUCCGGAGUUUGCGCCCACUGGACUACGAGAAGGUCGCUGCUUUGGAGGUGACAGUGCGCGCAGCCGACGGCGGCUCCCCGCCGCUCAGCGCCCAGGCCGUGCUACGCGUGGUCGUGCGGGACGAGAACGAUAACGCGCCCGUGCUGCUGCACCCGCCCGCCGACAGCAGCGCGGCCGGAGAGCUGGUACCGCGCUGGGCACCCUCCGGAUACCUGGUGGCCAAGGUGGUGGCGGUGGACGCCGACUCGGGGCAGAACGCGUGGCUGUCAUACGAGCUGGCCAAGGCCACGGAGCCGGGGCUGUUCCGCGUGGGGCUGCACAGCGGCGAGGUGCGCACGGCGCGGGCAGUGACAGAGAGGGACGCGGCCCGGCAGAGGCUCAUCGUGCUGGUUCGGGACCGCGGGCAGCCGCCGCGCUCUGCCACUGCCACCCUCGCCGUGGCACUGGUGGACGAUUUCUCCGAUGCCUUCCAUCAGCUUGGCCACGAUCCUGCAAGCGGACAGCAGCCGCAGGUGGCCGACGAGGAAAUGCUCACGACUUACCUCAUCGCCUCCCUGUGCUGCGUCUCGUCCCUUUUCCUCUUAUCCGUCCUCGUCUUGACAGUGAGCACGCUCUGCAAAGCUCGCGUCCGGGCAGAACUUCCUCCUCCCUCUCCCAUCUGCUAUGCCGAUGGAGAAUUCGCCAGCAACGGCGUGGGCAGCACGGGCACUCUGUCGCCAGCUUACCGCUACGAAAUGUGUCUGACCAGCGGUUCAGGCAGGAGUGAAUUCCAGUUCGUGAGGCCAAUCUUGCCAAGCCCUCAUAGCAAUGCUGAGGAGGGGCUGGACAAGGACGAGGAGCCGCUACGCUACCCGCAGCCGGCCUGCGAUAAGGAAGCCCAGGAGGGGAGCACACCCACUCCUCACUUUUAG